CUAGCUAGCGGUUAGCAACCCAGUGUUAGCUAGUAUAGUGCUAACGCUAUGAGUUGGAUGUGUUAAGUGGGUUAAGAAGUUAUUUCGGAUAUGUUGGUUGCUAAUAGCGCCAUGAUGGACCUUCCCUGUGAGGUAACCGGUACCGUUAGGUUACCGCUAAUCUCAAGUAACGUUGUUAGUUGCCUACGGAGACAGAGCGAAGUUAAGUUUGCUAACUUAAGUUAGCAAGUGUAAGUAGUUAAGCCUGGUCAUUGAUAAAGUUUUUACACCAGUGUCUGAAUGAAUUUCAUAGAGGACAUAUGAAAACUGCUGUAAGGUGUGCUAAUCUGUGAGAGAAAAUCAGAGGAGAGUCCCGGUAACACAAUAUCCUAAACUCCCUCAUCAUCAACAUGGGGGCUGUUGUCUCACGGUGGAAGGCUAAACCAUCCACUGUGGAGAUUUUGGAAGGAAUUGAUAAGGAUAUACAGAUUCUUGAGGAAUAUAGUGAGAAGUAUCAAAGGCAGUUGAAGAUAUGGGUUGGGCGACUGCUUCUAUACUCGUCUCUUCUCUACUUGGUGACAUGUAUAGUUGUGUAUUUCUGGUACCUGCCUGAACAGUUAAUGGGGCGGCUCGUUUUGUCUCUUCCCUUCGUAAUAUUUCCCUUAUUAGUGUGGUUACUCCGAAAAUUGCUUAUAAUUAUUUUUUCACGAAGAACUGAAAGAAAUAAUGAGAAAUUAGAAGAUCUUAAAGCACAAAAAAAGAAAAUACUUGAAGAAGUUAUGGAAACUGAGACAUACAAAAAUGCUAAAAUGAUUCUGGAGAGAUUUGAUCCCGACUCCAAGAAGAAAAUUGAGCUGGAAUCGACUCCAGUUGCACCUCAGAUGACUCCAAAACCAGGACAAGAGCUCCGCCAGCGCAAUGUCGUUCCAAAGACCCCCCCAGUGGUAGUGAAUCCUGCUAGCAGUGCUACGGCCCGCCCUCCUCUUGCCUCUGGGCCCACCUAUCCUGGACGAUCUUCCCACUCUGCUCCAGGUGGACCCCCAGAGAGGAGCCUGUCGGCUAUAGCUGCUCAGCAGAGCUUGAUGAGGAAGCCUGUGACCCCUGGAACACCUGUUCCAGGAGUUGGGAUGCAUCCCCCAGGUCCGCCCCUGGCCAGACCUGUGCUCCCAAGGGAAAGAGGCGCUAUGGACAGAGUCAUUGAAUAUCUUGUUGGAGAUGGUCCACAGAACAGAUAUGCCCUCGUAUGUCAGCAGUGUCUCUCCCAUAACGGCAUGGCAUUAAAAGAGGAAUUUGAAUACAUUGCCUUCAGAUGUGCGUACUGUUAUUUCUUGAACCCCGCAAGAAAGACCAGACCUCAGGCACCCAGACUCCCUGAGGUCACUGGGGAAAUGAAGAUGUCAUCUGAGACACCCUUACAAUCGCCUGGUGACGACGUAGAUGGUGACCAGUCUGUUUUAGGGAAAUCCAAGCUUGCUGAUGUAUCUGCUGAAAUGGACACCCAAGAGCCAGGCACACUAACAGCCGCAGAGUCCAGUUCUGUGUCAGAUGGCCAAAGCACCCCAGAGUCACAAGACCCGCCCGCAGAGAGAUCUGAUGGAGAGCAAGAUUUGUCUGCCAUGGAAGUGGAAUGAAACAGCGGAGUAGUGAUUUCAACACAAGUCAGACUAUCUUUAUUUUUUCUUUGAGGAAACGUGCUAACUUUAAGUAAAUGCCGUAAGUUGGAAUAACACAGUAACAAGCCAGCAGCUGGUAUGAUUUUCAGCUUACAGAACACAAUGUCCUUCCUUUUGAGAAUUGUUUUUAUAGUUCUAGCAAUAGUAAUGAAUUACAUAGCACUUGCAUUUUGUAGCAACUGCCAAACAACCCAUCUUUCUCGUAAUGAUUAGAUGUUCAAUCAUCUCAUUGAGAGCAAUAAGGAUGAUGCUAAAUUAAGUUGUUUGUGAUGUUGUAUAGGAAAAGAUUUUUUCCAUGUUUGUUUUCCAUAUUUUAUUUGUUUUUGGCUAAAUUCUAACAUUUUGCUAUCUGGGCCAACCGGAAACUGCAAAGACAAAACAAGAAAUAUUUUGUGGGAAAAUAAAAUUUUAUUUAUGGGAGAUUAUUUAUUAAUAUUUUUCUAUAAUGCAGUGCCUUUCAUGACCAUGUCGACUGGGGUACUCUGUAGCACAGUGAUGCUAACAAACUGUUUACACAACCAUGAUAUCAUUAUAGGAACGCACAUACGGUAUGUAUUUAUUGCUAAAAGGGAGGAGGUUUACGUCGGUACAGUGCACCUGCUUUAAGUGCGUUUUAUAUUUUAAGUCUCUGCUUCAGAGUACUGUUGAUACAACGUAUUUACAUAUAGACAAUAAAGUCAUUAACUAUUUUCCGUCUUAAGUGACACUAUCUGUUUGCUGAAUGUCUGUUCUGUAUAAAGAAUACUUAAUAAACAU
This is a messenger RNA of Toxotes jaculatrix (banded archerfish), 2408 nucleotides long. It is a transcript of the gene lnpka, whose product is annotated as limb and neural patterns a. NCBI's taxonomy places the organism in Eukaryota, Metazoa, Chordata, Actinopteri, Toxotidae. Gene Ontology annotation, cellular component: endoplasmic reticulum tubular network. The transcript is spliced from 13 exons. Gene Ontology annotation, biological process: endoplasmic reticulum tubular network organization. The record is from RefSeq and is a predicted model, not a curated record. The coding region runs from base 390 to 1610 and encodes 406 amino acids.